AUGGCUGAUGCUCAGGGUUUGGACCUAUCACUGGCUGCCUUCAUCGGAGCUGCCAAGCCAGAUUUAAAGCCCACUCAGCUGGUGGUCGUGGAAGAGAAGUUGGGGAAAGUCGGCGUUACGAAUGUCCAGGAGCUGGCGCAUGCUCUACGAGGCCGAAAUGAGAGGAGUCUGAACAAUCGCCUUCGGGCUGUGGGUGAGAAAUGCUUUACGUCAGAAACGCUCAGUGCCUUGCGGCAGCGUGUACGUGAAGAACCAUCUUUACGGCGAAGCAGGCGACAGGCCGGCGAGGUCUUGAAGGGCUUUGCCCGAGAAACUUCGCGGAGCGAAGCGAUGCCCACAUCCAAAGAAGGCAUGGUGCAAGCACUCGAAGACUUGGGCCUGGAGGUCUCCAGAUGCCAGGUGCGGGAGAUGCGUGCCCUGCUGUUGGAGGCACGGCGGCUGUCUGCACUGCAGCGGCCAGACCUUGCAGCUGAGGUGCGUGGCCGGUUGGGCCGGAAUCCGGAACGAUCGACCAGCUCGGAAGAGUUAAUCAGGCAGCUACUGGAAGCCUCAUUUCCAGAUACGCUCGAGCCGCGCAACACAGCUGACUUCGAGAGAAGCAAGAGCGACGAGGAGGAUGGUUUUACCUUCGAGAUCCUUGCGCCGACACCUGAAGCCCUCUCCUUGUCCACCCUCACUGCACACUCGGAGGAGGAGCUGCGUGCGCAGUGCAAAGCACGUGGGUUGUGGACCGACGAGCUGCAGUCCAAAAGCAAGGGGUUCCUCGCUGUUCUCCUAAAGAUGGAGAGUCGAAGAGAGUAUCUGCAAAGCUUGCCACAGGUGCAAGACUGA
Molecule: messenger RNA, 831 nt
Organism: Symbiodinium natans
Lineage: Eukaryota; Dinophyceae; Suessiales; Symbiodiniaceae
Source: the annotation of a GenBank genome assembly